Messenger RNA from Melanotaenia boesemani (Boeseman's rainbowfish), 1504 nucleotides. Its product is annotated as putative nuclease HARBI1. The transcript is spliced from 5 exons. The coding region runs from base 176 to 1486 and encodes 436 amino acids. NCBI's taxonomy places the organism in Eukaryota, Metazoa, Chordata, Actinopteri, Atheriniformes, Melanotaeniidae. The record is from RefSeq and is a predicted model, not a curated record.
AGUCUGCACACUUCGAAGGCCGCUUAACUUUCGUGAAAUGGGACAGCCUACCUAGCCAACGAAAAUUUCCCAUAGUGCUCCAGUGCCCUGUUGCCUAGCAACUGCAGAUGUUACCGCUUGUGAUCAAAUUUUUCCCGCUAAUCUUUCUUCGUUCAGAAAAAACAACCCCAAAAACAUGGAACCUGAAAUUUUACUUUUCUUUUUAUUCGUUUAUCUUUAUUUUGAGAGCGAGAACAUGUCGAGGAGGCGAACCAGACGAGCUCUCCUCGGGCUGAGAGCGCACCCUGUCCAGCACAGGCUACUGUACUGUGACAUCAACUUAUCAGUGCCUGUGCUGGACAGGUAUUUUGGAGGUGAGGACACCCGGCAGGAUUUCCGCCUCAGCAGGGAGGCCCUGGCAGUGCUUCUAGGUCUCCUACAGCAGGAAAGGAGGCAUGGAUGGGGUGCCACAAUUGAGACCCUUGUUUUUUUGUUUUGGUUGGCCUCUGGGGCAUCAUACAGGGUGGUCUCCAGAGUUUUUGGAAUGCCCCGUUCCACUGUCCACCGCAUCAUCCGCAGAGUCACUGAGGAGGUGGUGGCCAUUCGCCAUCCUGUCAUCCGCCUCCCAACAGCUGGAGCAGAUCUGGAAGCUGUGUCUCGUGGGUUUGCAGGACUGGCAAGACACCAAGCUUUUUCCAAAGCUGCAGGUGCUAUCGACGGCUGCCAUGUCAGGAUAAAGCCACCAAGCGGCCCUGAUGGUCACUGUUACAAAAAUAGGAAAUUAUUUCCAUCAAUAAUCCUGCAGACUGUCUGUGACCAUCAGGGCCGUUUCAUUGACACAUACGUGGGCUGGCCGGGGUCAGUUCAUGACUCCCGGGUGCUCCGACACAGCCCACUGUACAAGAGGUCACUGUACCCUCCUCCAGGGCACUUCAUUCUGGCUGAUGGUGGGUACCCUUGCCUUCAACAUCCACUCCCCCUCAUCACUCCCUACAAACGACCGCUGCGAGGUGUGGGAGCCCAGCACUUCAAUCACUAUCACUCCCGGGCACGCUCAGUAAUAGAGCUUGCUUUUGGGAUGAUGAAGAGCAGGUUUCGUGCCUGCAAGCGCUGGAAGUGCACCACACCUUUGCACCAUACGUCAUUACAUCAUGUGCCAUCCUCCACAACAUCUGCCUCGGGGUUGGGGACAUCGUGGACCCAGAGGAAGAGCCUGCGGAGGAUGAGCCAGAGGAUGAGGGGGAGAUGGAGUUGGAGGCAACCAGUGGUGCAACCUGGCGGGACCGACUGUCAGCCGAGGUGUCUGCCCUGGAGGAAGUGCCCCCUGAUUACCAGUAUUUAUAGAGUGACACGGCAGCCGUCGACUUUGCCAGCCCUGCAAACCCAAUCAGUGGAUGAUGCGGUGGACAUGGAAAGCUCUCUGGAGACCACCCUCAAGUCAGGAUCUCGAUUGUGGCAUCCCAGCCAACCUAACCAGCACUGCCAGGACCUCCCUGCUUGUUAUUGAGGGAGAACAGCCUGUCCA